This is a messenger RNA of Toxorhynchites rutilus septentrionalis, 2765 nucleotides long. RefSeq names its product basement membrane-specific heparan sulfate proteoglycan core protein-like. Bases 56 to 2749 code for a protein of 897 amino acids. NCBI's taxonomy places the organism in Eukaryota, Metazoa, Arthropoda, Insecta, Diptera, Culicidae. Gene Ontology annotation, biological process: proteolysis. Gene Ontology annotation, molecular function: serine-type endopeptidase activity. The record is from RefSeq and is a predicted model, not a curated record. The transcript has 5 exons.
GCACCACUCGUCGAGUCGUGAAUCUCAGUUGGGCUGUGUUGGACCCGCGAGAAAGAUGUCCGCAAGGGUUUACUCAAAGCAGCGUCGUAAUUUUACGCUUCUGUUUGUUUGUGUGGUACCGCUGUUGAUACUUCGAGGAAGAGCAUAUGAAGCUGAGGCGAAUGAAGUUAGGAUAUACCGGGACAACAUUUGUGGACCACGCGGGGUGUCACUCGGUGAACGAAUAGGCUUCGGUUAUGUCGCCGAGGAAAGCGAAUGGCCCUGGCACGGAGCAUUGCUCUACGGGAAUGAUUAUAAGUGUGGCUGUACCUUAAUCAGCGAAUGGUUUGUACUGACGGCGGCUCAUUGUGUAGUGAACCCGGAAACCGGGAACAAACUAAGUGUGCGAAUCUUGCGAGUGGUGCUAGGGUUGCAUGAUUUGAGCCAACAUAAAAGUCACACCAGAACGCACAAUGUGAAGCAAAUAAAUGUUCACCCGCAGUUUGUCACAUCAAAUCUUAAACACGAUGUCGCUCUACUGCUUCUCGACGGGCGGAUCAAAUUCAACCAGUUUGUACAGCCUAUCGGUAUGAACUUCAACGAGUCACCGUGGAUUGAACAUCUUGCUGGCACUUUUGGAACGGUGGUCGGUUGGGGAUUCACCGAAGAGGAUACCAUCUCGAAAGCUCUGGUGGCCGCCCACAUGCCCAUUGUGCGCUAUACGGACUGCGUCGAGAGUAAUCCGGAUCUGUUCGGCCGGCUGAUACACAGUGGAAUGUUCUGCGCUGGAGCCCAGAAUGGGACGAGUGUGUGCAACGGCGAUAGUGGCGGCGGGAUGUACAUCUAUCAGAACAACCGCUGGUACCUGCGGGGGGUGGUCUCGUUCGCGGCCGUGCGGGACGGGACGAAUCUGUGCGAUUUGUACAAUUAUGCGGCGUUUGUGAAUGUGCCUCACUACGGCAAAUGGAUUCAACAGCAGCUGGCGGAGCAGGACGAGAAGAUUAAAUUGGAUAGCAAUGCAGUGGAAGACCCCGUAGCGAUUCAAUUCAGAGUCGAUGCAAACGACACAUCAUCCGAGAACGCCACCACCACAUCGGGCGAGCUGAUUGCACAUAAGCAGCAGCCACCCCCAGAGAGCAGCACAACCGUGGCUUAUAUUCCGCCCAUACCGGAAACCAUCCAAUCUGCUGAGAUCGUUCCAGCAGAGUGCCUCCAGCAGCACAACAGGCUUAUCACGGUCGAGCGAGAGUCGAGCAUAUCGCUGCACUGCAACCAUAACUUCAGCGGCAAGGUGCAUUCCAUCCGAUGGUUCCGAGAGAACAAAUAUCACCAAUAUGUGGAUCUCUCGGCGGAGUUUGGUCUAGGGGAGGAUUCACCACAUGAUAUCCUAACGCUGCGACAUCUAGACUCUCACCAUUCGGGCCGGUACUUCUGUCGGGUGCAGGCCGAGCAAGGCGUUCACAUGGAUAACCGUACGCUGGCGGUUACCGGCGUGAUACCCCGGUUCAUGCAUGGGAACGUACCAUCUUUCCUGAAAUUCCAUCUAUCGCUCAAGUCGGAUUAUUUCAAUCUGAAGGUAUCGUUCCGUGCCGAACGAAAGAGUGGUGUGCUUUUCCACAAGGCAAAUGACUGCGGAAAGCAGCUGAUGUCCCUGGCGCUGAUUGAUGGGCGGCCAGAGUUUCGGUACCGAACGAGGAGCGAUGGGAUACGCAAUUUAACCAAUCCCGAGCAUAGCAUUCGUUUGGGUCAGUGGCACACAAUUCAGAUCAGCGCCUUACGUGGGCGGGGCCAUUUCAGUUUGGAUGAUCGGUUGCUGGUGUUGUUCCAGGAUGGAAUGCUCAACUCGGAUUGUGCGUUUGAGAGCGUAUGGUUGGGUGGGAUCCCAAAUGAUAACACCAUUGCGGGCUUCACUGGUUGCGUAAGCCAUAUGUCACUCAACGAUAUCUCCAUUGAUUUCUGGAAGGAAUCGGUCGGCAGUCAAGGCAUAACGCAGUGUGAGCCGUGUUCGCCGGAUCCUUGUUCGACUGGUGGCAUUUGUAUCGAAACGGUGGAAAACGAAGGAUACAACUGUCUGUGCAAACCGGGUUUCGUUGGGAAACAUUGCACAAAGGUCGGUGAAAGCUGCAGCUACAAGACUUGUGUCCAGGGAUACUGCAUCGAGAACGCUAAUGGAUUCCAAUGCUACUGUCCGCCCUCUAACACCGGAAAACGAUGCGAGAGAGAAAACCAAGUUGAUAGCGAUGCCAUUGCGUUCAACACUUUUGGAUUUGCUUUGUAUGGCGUGAAAAUUGAUAGGGAUCUUUUUGUGCAGAUCAGCUUCACCGCGAGCAGCCUCGAGCGCAGCAUCCUUGCUUAUCUGUUCGAAGAUAAUCGUGAUACCGGCAAUUUCAUGGCGCUCGUGAUCAAAGACAACCGGCUCGAGCUGCGAUUCUCUGUGGACUUGGAAGUGAGAGUGAAUGUGCUCAAAUCUUCGGUUCUGCUGGAACGAAAUAAGCGGUAUACCGUCAUAACAGGAUACGGGAAUGAGUUUGUCUUUCUGCAAGUCAACGAUGAGCCUGAGGUGUCGCGAAGUAUUUUUGGAGAUUUGUUCUGCAAUGAACACAAUCACUGGUUGCACCUCGGAGGAUUGGACCGACACAAUGUUAGGAGCAGGUGUCCCGAUGUGAAUGUCGGAUUCGAUGGCUGUGUAGAUGAGCUCAAACUAUCACACAAUUCCCCGAACCUGAUCAAAAACUUCACCGAGGCUAGAAAUAUAGAAUCCUGCAACUGAACACACCAACAUUCUA